CUCUGGACACCUUCACCAGCAGCAGCAGCAGCAGCUCGAAUCUGGAGGAGAGGUGACCGGGGCUGGGGGGUAAAUGUGCGUGCGUGUGCGUGCGUCGAGCGUCUGGCAGAGAGACUGCGGGAUCAGCAGAGAGACUAUUUCUCAACUUGCCUCCUCUCCGCGCUCUCCGCUCUGCCCCCGGUGUCGCUGGAGUGUCUCUCCUCCUCUUCCCCGGGACACACGCAGGCAUCUGUGGUGGUGAGAUGUGAAGAGGCUUAAAGUAUGGCAUGCAAAGAUGGUUUCUGCCAAGAAGGAGAUGGUGACAGCGAUGUGUCCUGCUCUCAUUCGGACCCUCCUCUACUUUUUCUGUUUGGCCACUUGUGUAAAGAAAAUCUCUGGUAAGACACGGAAGGAUGAAAGGCUCUAUCCGGCGAAUUUCACUCGCAUUUUAGACCGACUUCUGGACGGAUACGACAACAGGCUGCGACCUGGAUUCGGAGGUCCUGUGACUGAGGUCAAGACCGAUAUUUAUGUGACAAGUUUUGGGCCUGUUUCGGAUGUGGAAAUGGAGUACACAAUGGACGUGUUCUUUCGGCAGACAUGGGUGGACCAGAGGCUGAUGUAUGAAGGCCCCAUUGAGAUUUUAAGGCUGAACAACCUCAUGGUGACGAAGGUGUGGACUCCCGACACGUUCUUCAGGAACGGCAAGAAGUCAGUGGCUCACAACAUGACGGCUCCUAACAAGCUCUUCCGCAUCAUGAAGAAUGGCACCAUCCUCUACACCAUGAGGUUGACUAUCAGUGCUGAGUGUCCCAUGAAGCUGGUGAACUUCCCCAUGGACGGACACGCAUGUCCCCUCAAAUUUGGAAGCUAUGCUUAUCCUAAAACAGAGAUGAUCUAUACUUGGACCAAAGGGCCUGAGCACUCAGUAGAGGUUCCACCCGAGUCCUCCAGCCUCGUUCAGUACGAUCUUAUCGGCCAGACGGUGUCCAGUGAGACCAUUAAGUCCAUCACUGGUGAAUAUGUGGUGAUGACAGUCCACUUCCACUUGAAACGUAAAAUGGGCUACUUCAUGAUUCAGACGUAUAUCCCCUGCAUAAUGACAGUGAUCCUCUCCCAAGUGUCCUUCUGGAUCAAUAAAGAAUCAGUGCCGGCGCGCACAGUCUUUGGCAUUACCACCGUCCUGACCAUGACGACACUCAGCAUCAGUGCCCGCCACUCUCUCCCCAAAGUCUCGUAUGCCACUGCGAUGGACUGGUUCAUUGCUGUCUGCUUUGCCUUCGUCUUCUCUGCCCUAAUUGAGUUUGCUGCUGUAAACUACUUCACCCAAGCGCAGAUCGAGCGGGCCAAAAAGAAGCCGGCCAAAUGUCCCCCUGGUCCCCAAACAACGCCUGUCAAGGUCAAGGACACAGAGGAAGUGCUGCAGCAAAAUUCUGAUACCAACGGUAACCUGAGAAAGCGGAUGAAUUAUAUCUAUCAGCAAGAGCCGAGCAGCCACCAGAGAGCCCAGUCCACCACCAGCAUUUCAGUCGUAGGAAGAGCCAGACCCCUGCGACCUUUAGCCGCUGGAGUCAACGGGAGCUCCUCCACCCUCUCCCGUGUCAGCCCCAAGUCUGAGAGCCUGCUCAGUGUGGCGUCGUCCUCGGCUCAGCUGGUGAAGAGUGCACCUCAGGCCGCUGCCUCUACGCCAGAUGUGAUGGCGGGGACACCAUGCAAGCAGAACACCACCACCACCACCACCUCCUCCUCCUCUUUGCAGCAUCUGCUGGGCCCCAAGCUGGAGCGCAUCCAGAUGAUGGGGAACAAGGUGGAGCUGAAGCAGACGCCAUGCUCCCAACCCACCACUGCUGGUAUGGGUGGCACCAGCAAAAUUGACAAAUAUGCACGGAUCCUCUUCCCGGUCUCCUUUGGGGCAUUUAACAUGGUCUACUGGGUGGUUUACUUAUCAAAGGACACCAUGGUGGCUAAAGGCUAAAGGCUAAAGGACUUUUAUCAGACGGACAGCAAGUAAGGAUUAUGGAAGUUUGCAAACAAUCUGGGAAAUUGUUGUUCCUUACAUUGUGCUGAGUCAGCACGAGCAUAUCCUGGAGAAUAUCCUUCAUUCCUCGAACAGCAAGCUUUGGAGCAAAUCAACCAAAUUAGAAACAUCUGACUCAACAUUUGAAAACCCACCUGCACACUGGAAUAUGCUACUGACCUCUUUAUAUUACGCCGCGCAUACGUGCAACUCUGAAGGUUUUCAUCGUCUUCAACUGCCUCGUGAUCCUCUUUUGGCCUGCAGUCAAGACAAAGCAUGGGGUUUUUUUCAUUUUCCUAUUUUUGUAUCCUGCACCUGGCAAGAUGUUCAGAUGUGUGAGCCACUCUCCUGAAAUGAACUACUCUACACUCUGUAAAUAUAUAUAUAUAUAUAUAUUUAUUAGGUUCAAUGGAUUUAUAUUUAAUGACGACAGUGUACUUCCAUUUCAGUAUUAUAUAACUUGUUGCUUCCCCCCCCCCAGCCAGCUAGAUGACAGUAGAUUUUUUUGAAAUGAUUUGACAAAGGAACUGUAUUGGAGCUGCUCUGGGGACGCUCAGUUUAGACUGAAAAGUUAUAAUUCCUCACUCUUGGCCGGAUGACGUCAAAGUCAAAGGAAGAUGAUUUUGGUCAGAAUUAAAUCCUCAAACAGGCUGAGUGGAGCUUUUAGACCUUGGACCCGAUCAGCCAUGCAAAGCCUCCGUUGUACAGUACUUAUAUAAAAUGGACAAACUAAUCUGGAAAUACUGAAGAUAAAAAUUUAAGGAUUGGUCUGGCAGGAAGUAGUAAAGACAAGUUAUUAUUUCAUGUAACAGUAGUACAGUAUUUAAGCUUCUUUUCUGCUAUAAUGGGUCCCCAAAUAGUAGACAAAGAUUGUGUGUGUGUUUCAAAUAAAGCCAUAGCAUGAACAAACAGACGGAGCAGAGAGAAUAAAGCCAUCAGUCAUUACAUCACUGCACCAAAGAAAAAAAGGGAGAUGGAUGAGGGUUAGGAACAUUAUUGCUUGCACAGAAAAAACAACAACACUGAACUCUUCUAGUUCAGCUCAGCAGGAGACAACAUAGCAGGUGACUGCUGUCAUCCAGAUUCUUCAGCCAUGUCUAACAGAUGUAGGUGAAUGAAUCUGCUUAAGCUGUGCCCAUACACAUUCAUUUUAAACAUUAAUUCAGGCUGAUUUUAAUCUGAAGGUCUGGAAGGACAGCUGAUUUUUAGCUUUCAGGAAAUCCCAUUUAGGUAACAGCAUUUAGUAUUUUACCAGCAAAAAUAAAUAAAUAAACAUCUUAAAGAAAUGGUUCUGUGAUGUGAGGAAUAUUGUGAUCUGCUGAGCGUUAGAUGAGGAGAUCGAUACCCACUCUUUUGUGUGCAGCGGUUGAAAAAUCGGACCAUAGGUGUGAAGUGAAGUGUGAGUGCUUGAUUGUCUCUGUACGUCGGCUCUGUAAUGGACUGUAUCGUCUGGGAAAUGGCUCAUGACAUACAGGCAGUUGCAUUUUUUAGUUUUUCUUUCUUCAUAUGUUGAAUUCAGUUAAAUUGUCAUAUGGAAGGAAAACAAGGAAAGAAAACCCCUACGGUAUAGAAAACUAGUUGACCACAUAGACCCCCACCUGCCACUACCUGAUAACUGAAUCAUGGGUGAUGUGAAGGACAUCACUACCUUUGUGACACAACAUGAUGUCACACAGUUGUCCUCCCUGUUUGUAUCCUGUUAGUGCUCUGGUUUGUGGCUGAUGGAGGUGAAGUAGGGGUUUAUUGUCAUUGAGUUGCCUUUUCUGCACAUGUAAUAUGUGACACCCUGCUAUAAAUACAUGCACAGAAGACACCCUGACAGUUUUCUUUCGUAACAUAUACACAUAACUCUGAAGAACUUGCCUUAGAAAAGAGUCUUAGCCUUUAUAUGCACUCGAGGCAUGGGCCUUGCUUUUCACGUUUUUGAAGCCUCAUUUUACUAAACAAAAGAAGAAUGGUGUAAUUUUUUUGGACCGUGAGGGCCACUGUAGUUCCAUGACAAUCGACAACAAUCUGCCGUCUCACAAACUAAUGCUUGCACACUAGAGCUUUAAUAAAAUGCUAAAUAGAUGGGGAUGUAUUUCCUGAUGGCUUGAAUCUGCUCGUCAUCAUUCACUGCAUGGUCACAGUUUGCAGAAGUGAAAGGUUAAACAAUCGGUGGAUGAGCCCAGCUAUGUGACAUGGGUGUGGUGUGUGUGGGGACUCGUGAUGUAGUAUAGGCGCCUGUUUUCCUGCUCUAAUAGCCACAUCAUCCACACAAUCAUGGCUGCUGGCCACUGUUGAUGGUUGUGUGAAGCUGGUGGUUUGAUGCUGCCACUGUGGUGAGAAACACCCGGGCUGAUGGACAGAUCAACAUGCCCGCCAUCUUUCGCCUCUCCUAAAUGCAGUCAUGUGUGAAAUUGAUUUUGCCAUUUCCUCCCUGUUGGUCCCUUCACGCCAUCCCCUUGUCUCUGUCUCCCACAACAGUGGACAAAAUAUAUCUCAUCACACUGACACAGAACAUCCAUGUACUAAUGAGGACUCUGUCAACAACAGAUGGAUGUUCCGUGUCAGUGUGGUGUGGAUCUGCUGCUCUAAAUGUGUGCAUGAUUUAUGGAGCUGCCAACGGCAGGUUGUGGGUUUUCUGGUCUUUAUUUAUUUUUUUCACCAAAAAUGUUGCUCUGGAUGACAGACAGAUAGUUAACGAUGCUCCACAUGUUCACUGUCAUUCUAAAAUCUGACACGCGGGGGGGGGAUGGGGCUUGUGGAAAGUUCAUAGCCAGCCAAUUAAAGUAUGAAUUAAUCUUCAUACUUUUUGGCUUUUUCAAAUACUUUAAAAGUGUCCUUUAAAAGCAAAAGAGGUUUAAAAAUGAUGCAUUCACUCUAACUUUAGAUCAUUUCUGAAUUAAAUCACAGUGCAAGGCUCCCUCUAGUGUCUAAAGGGACCCCUUUUAUUUUCAACAGAAUCCAAUUUAAGGAUUUACUUUAAAACUUGUGAAAAAUACAAGUACACACAUUUUUGAAACAAGUCUUAUGUAAAAUGUAAAUUAACAAAGAACUGGAAGGUUCCAUAAAAAAUAAAUUUCUGCAAUGGCAUUUGGGUUUUUAUUGGAUGGAGGAAAAAAGCUUAGCUGAAAUAAUAAUAAUUAAUUUUGUGCUGCCUAUCAUCAUAUGGAUGAGUAAAAGGUAAUCUGACUAACAUAAUUUUCCAUCAACAUACUGUAUAUCAUAACAGAGUGACUUUUAAAUGUAUGUAUUUUAAAUAUCAGACUAGUUUUAUUUCACAAAAUCACAACAUACAUUAUCUCAUGUACAUUGAGAUCAUUUAUAAAAUGUAUUUCAUUUACCACAAAGGAUACAAAUUAAACUUAACAGCUUUUACUGUACAUGCAGCUCGCAUCAAUGAUGUUGCAUUACUGCCAUCUUCUGGAAUUGGAAAACUCCUACAUGAACAGUCCACCAUAUUUUCUCCAUCUCCUCAGUCCAAGAAGAAAGUCAUAUAUUCACAUAUGUCCAAUAAAGUAAAUUAGGAACUAAAUAAAAUUACACCACUAUUUGUAGUUGGUCACAACAAAUUGAAGGAGAGGAUUGAGAAUUAAUAUGAUUACUUUUGGGCAAGGCAUGGUUUCUGCAUGGAGUUUGUGGAGGAUAAAGUUGUAGAAGAUGCAUGGAUGAAUGAAUGAAUGAAUGAAUGAAUGAAUGAAUGAAUGAAUGAAUGAUUACUCUUAACGAGUAUAGAUCAAUCGCUGUGUGAGUACUUUUCAUGAUAAGUGUUCUAUCCCAUCUGCACAGAGCUCAUUCAUUUCUGUCAUUCUGACACAGAUUAACCAGCGGAGGGAGUAAAACUCCAUCUGAUGUUUUUUCCUUAAACUAUGGACUGACUCGAUUUUCAGCAGUGUCUCAUUUUCUCGAUUUUAAUGUCAAUAUAUCUGUGUCAUUGGGUCUGAGCAUCAUGUUUGAUUUCCAAAUGUGCAAAAAGCAGAUUUAUUCCUCUAUUUGAUCAGUUUUUGUCUGAUGCUGUAUUCAUUAUAUGUGACACAUUAUCAUUUCUAAUGUUGCGGUAAAUGUUGUAACUCAAGUGAAAGUCUUUUCACUUGAGUUACAACAUUUCUACACACAGAAUGUGAAGCGCCAUACAAGUGUUACUGGUUAUUUUCAGUGAUGUGGAUCAAUAUGUGUGGAGUCAUACCUUCAGUAAUACGACUACUUCUCAGUAGGAUUACCACUUAAAGCAAUACUUAUAUUAGAUAACCCACACAGAAACAGCAAUAUUGUAACUGAACCUUAAACGGCUUCCUAAAAAAAACAAAAAACGCUGCAUUACUCAUGACAAUGCUUUAAGAAUUUAAGGUUAAGUUAAUUAUAAUAACUCAGCACACAAUCAAACACUAGCAAACUCUUUAGUUUUACUCAUUUUAUUUGAUUUUUUUUAGUAAAACACAGAUCUUGGAAUGCACUGCUCAGCAGAUUAUUUCCUGCAGCAUUAGCUGAAAGAAACAGACUUGUGUAUUGUGUUCAUUAAUAUUGCUGCCAGGGUGAAUUUAUCUCAAAGCUGACAACAAAUUAUGGAUUAAACUGUACCUUAAUUCAACUGGAACUGUUUGUCGUUCACUCGAGCUGUUACAGUCAGUAUGAUGAUACAAAUAUUUUUCAUUUCUUAGUCCUCAAUGCACUGUUUUUGAAGAAACACAAUUAAACA
Molecule: messenger RNA, 6674 nt
Organism: Solea solea (common sole)
Lineage: Eukaryota; Metazoa; Chordata; Actinopteri; Pleuronectiformes; Soleidae
Gene: gabra4
Product: gamma-aminobutyric acid type A receptor subunit alpha4
Exons: 9
Coding region: 275-1954 (559 amino acids)
Biological process (GO): regulation of postsynaptic membrane potential; synaptic transmission, GABAergic; gamma-aminobutyric acid signaling pathway
Cellular component (GO): postsynapse; synapse; GABA-A receptor complex
Molecular function (GO): benzodiazepine receptor activity; transmitter-gated monoatomic ion channel activity involved in regulation of postsynaptic membrane potential; inhibitory extracellular ligand-gated monoatomic ion channel activity
Source: RefSeq, a predicted model, not a curated record